CCUCCAUCUGCCCUGCUCGGUGACCGACCCGUCAUCCUCCUCUCGUCCUGGAACAAGACGUCUCCCGGCGGCGUUCCCCUCUCCUCACUCUUCCCAUCACCAGCGCCACUAGCACUGUUGAAAAGUGGGGAAGAAGGCUCGCAGGUCGACGCGAGAGAGAGGGGGCGAAAAGGACAAUUCGCCUGUGAUAAGAUGCGUGAUCUAUAUAUAGGCUCUGCCCCGGACUGCACCAUCUCAAGCAUCGUCGACAUGCACAUGCCCUCCCGGUCCGGGUAAGUCACGGAGGGAGGAUGCGGGGCGGUGAGACGGCGUCGUUCGCUCGUCGCGGGGUGCCUUGUCGACGUGAAAUGACCCGAGCGGAUGACUUCAGAGGUCUCGUGAGGUCGAGCUCCGUUCAGCCAUGUUGCAGGGGCGUGAUGGAAGGGUCCCGGGAGGGGGGCUGGGCUCUUGACACCUGUCCUCCUUCCCGGUACCAGCAGGAACGGAACAAAUUGGCGCACAAGCUAGGCUCUCCCACGCCGGGAAUUGACUUUGUGACUCGGCGUGUCAGCCAUGUUGCGGCGGGUAGUCCAUUUUCAUCAUGCUCUCCUUUGGCCGAGAACCUUCACGUCUUAUUUUAGCAUCCUUCCUCUCGUAUCGCUCGCCUCUCUUCUGAGCGCGACUCCUUUGCCUUCCUCGUCGCUGGAAAAUGAAGCGGGGGUCGAGCGUGUCGCCGCCUUCUCCGGACGACGCGCGGCCGGCUCGUCGGCUCCGCGAGCCGGAGACGCCGUUAGCGGCGGGUUCCGGCCCCUUCCUGGCGGCGACCUCUCUCUUCAGCCCCGACGUCAGCACCAAGACGGCGUCCGACCUUCUCAUUAGGCUGUCAGAGGCGACCCAGAAGGCCCGGGCGCUCCCCGGAAGGCGAGGCGACGGACGAGCGGGGCGGCAGGAGGAGCCGGGUCCGGCUUUGUCUCCCGACGGCCCCGGCGGGGCCAGUCCCGAUCCGCCGUCGCUCACGCGCACGCCCGAGGGGGAUUCCGCCGGCGACACGUUGGCUUCGGACCUGCUCAGGAAACUGGCAGAAAGCCAACUCCUGACCCGGCCCAAUGUGAAGGUCAAGGAGGAAGAGGAGUCCGUGGAAAUCCACACGGCGAGAAUGUCUGGCGUCGCCCGAGAAGGCGCGCCUACAGGAGGUCGCCGUCCUGCGGCCGUCAAAACGGAACACGGCGAGGAGGCGGAGAUGGCGGAUCCGCGCGUCGGCGCCAUUGUCGAUGUUAAACAGGAGGAGGACGUUCUUCCGAAUGGGAAAACGGAGAACCGACCCGCAUCGUUCUCGGGAGUCGCCGCGGACGAGAGGCGGUUCUUUGGAGACGCGCUGUGUCCCGGUGCCAAAAUGGCAGAGCGGUGCCUACGGGCGGCGCUGUGGCAGGACAUGUCUAUCAACUUGGCGUCCACAUUGCUGCACCGGCUCUCAGAGCGGGUCGCCGAGUCCGGCGGCGGGCUUCCGCAAAGGACCGGCCCGCCCGCUCGGAGCAGUCCCGUCCCGAAAGCGGAGCCGGCUCGGUCCUGCCCUUCGGAGCCCGCGCACGGGAAUGUAAGCGAAACGCUAGGAAGCGCGAGCUUCUAUUACAGGUGUCACGUGUGCGGCUUCGAGACCGACGGGCGCCCCCUGUUCCGGUCCCACAUGACGGAGCAUCGGCAGCGGGAGCGCCAAUCCUUUUCGCUCCGCUGCUGCGUGUGCGACUACUCCACCAAUCAGGAGACGGCGAUGAGGCCGCACGCUGACAAGCACUCGCUCGGCGGGACCGGCAGGUGCCCUCUCGCCCUUCCCGCGGGCGGCGCGCCGACAGUUGCCACGGCGACCGCGCCGGAGACGAGCGCCUCGGAGCAUCGCUGCCGCAUCUGCCAGAGGUCGUUUCCCGGGCAACCGGAGCUGCUGGUUCACUUCCAGGGUCAUCGCCAAGGCAACCGCUACCGGUGCGAGCGCUGCGGGCACCUGACGCGCACCGCCAAUAAGCUAGUGGAGCACGUGCGCGUGCACACCGGGGAGCGGCCCUUCACCUGCCAACUUUGCCCCUACAGCGCCAAACGGCGGGACAGCCUGCGUCUACAUUGCAAGGUCAAGCACGGCGCGCGGGCCGUCGUGGCCGCCCCCCACUCCGACGUACACACCCACCGCUCCUACGGGCACGGAGACAAUCCUAGCAAACACGUUCGCCGGCCGCACGCCGACGUGCCCCCCUCCUCUUCCUCCCUUCUACCCCUUCACCCCUCGCGGAGCGAGCUAGCGGGGUGGAGGGAUUUGUCUCCUCUGGUGCCCAUCACGACACUCCUCUCUUUAAAGCCCGGCUCCGCCGCGCCCCCGCCCCCUCGCUCCCCCUCCGACAAAAAUUCUUUCCUGGGCUACCUUGGCCUGACGCCUUUGUGAACGAAUGUCUUCUCCUUCUGCUGACUUGUCGACGGAUGGAUGUAAAGCUCCUUCCCGCCGCCGCGUGCCAGAAUGUCAGUUUAUUGACGCGGCGGACCCCGUCGACAUCGCCCGCCGCCUGCUUUUUUAGCCAAUGGCCCGCCCGAGCGCUGGAUAGCAAAGCACGUGACUCCCUUUCUUAUGAUUAUUAUUAUUGCUACUAAGUAUGUGUUGUUCUUCAGAAACUGCCAGCUUUGUAAAGCAUCGCCAUCUUCACGACAAUGAAGUUAAUGGACCAAAAGUGUAAAUAAUCCCCUUUAUUCAUGAGCACCUUCAUUUUAAAAAAAUUUUGUUUGAACACCCACAGCUAGCGAUCAUUCGCAAUUAAUGUGUGGGAGGCACCAAUCCGCUUUUUACUGGAAAAAAAAAAAAACAAAAACCGACCAAAUAUUUUGACCAAUGAAAGUUGAUCUCUUUUUUUCUCUGGGUUUUCUUGCCGUCCACAUGCCGACGCCGUACGCACAGAAUGCUCUUUGCCCUUAUGAGCUACUAUAUACUAGCCGCAUCUACCAAUGUCUUUGCAGGCAACAUUUUUGGAACGACACCUGAUAUUGGUGCGUCCUUAAUAUGAUUAUUGCCAGAAUGAUCUGCAUGAUAAUGUACCUUUUUUUGCCAAACCAAAUUGAAAUCCACAUUCCAAUGUUUUGGCUAGUUUUGCUUGCUCAGUAAUUGUGUUGACAAAGAUUCUCUUUCUAAUCUUUGUGUUGUACAUAGCGGCCCACGUGCACUUUGUUGGCUCGCUCAUGCAAAAACGGACUCGCGAUUUGCGCUUUUUUACAUCGAUAUCAUGGCACAGGAAGAUUGUUUGGGUCGCGCGGCUGUCAAUCGCUUCUUCACGAACCAGAUCUCCGAUCGGGCAGAGCUAACGGAUAGUACCGUGAAGAAAGUUGUUUUGGUAUCCUCUGCCGCUUUGCUCUUGCUUGACCAAUAAAGUUUCAGUUCAGCAGAGCGACACCUCCA
This is a messenger RNA of Corythoichthys intestinalis (scribbled pipefish), 3406 nucleotides long. Its product is annotated as zinc finger protein 335-like. Gene Ontology annotation, cellular component: nucleus. Bases 689 to 2407 code for a protein of 572 amino acids. The record is from RefSeq and is a predicted model, not a curated record. The transcript has 9 exons. Lineage: Eukaryota; Metazoa; Chordata; Actinopteri; Syngnathiformes; Syngnathidae. Gene Ontology annotation, biological process: regulation of gene expression.